Molecule: messenger RNA, 507 nt
Organism: Naegleria lovaniensis
Lineage: Eukaryota; Heterolobosea; Eutetramitea; Acrasida; Naegleriidae
Exons: 1
Coding region: 1-507 (168 amino acids)
Source: RefSeq, a predicted model, not a curated record
AUGAAUAUGAAUAAUGGUAAUUCUGCAUUGACGAAUCAACAAGGAGGAUCAUGUUCAUUUGCACAAAAUUCAACAGCCACUCCAUUUAUCAACAACCCAAACCUUGGUAACAAUGGCAACACAAGCAUGACAAACUCAUCUUCCAAGGCCACUCAGCACACAUCUUUCCAUGAUUAUUCAUACCAUUUUCAAUCCAAAGCAGAAAAUCCUUCACCCAAAAUAUUUUUUCAUAAUAUCACAUUUCCUGUAAAUAGUAGCACCAACUACACUGUCACGAACAAUGGUCGGAACAAUAAUUUACAAGGUUCUUCACAAUUGAACUCUAUGAAUGUGAAUAAUAUUGGAAUGAGCUCAAAUUCAGUCACUGUCAGCACCACAGACAACUUGAAUAGCUUAAAUGCAGAUGCUUCUUCGCAAAUUACUCCUUCAAUUCCUCACCAAGUAUCCAUCCAGGAACAGAUAUUUAACUCUACCAAUGUUCAUGGAGCUGCAGCAUUGGACUCUUAA